Messenger RNA from Oncorhynchus nerka (sockeye salmon), 4885 nucleotides. Its product is annotated as 5-hydroxytryptamine receptor 4-like. The record is from RefSeq and is a predicted model, not a curated record. Gene Ontology annotation, biological process: chemical synaptic transmission; adenylate cyclase-activating adrenergic receptor signaling pathway; regulation of appetite. NCBI's taxonomy places the organism in Eukaryota, Metazoa, Chordata, Actinopteri, Salmoniformes, Salmonidae. The coding region runs from base 276 to 1388 and encodes 370 amino acids. The transcript has 8 exons. Gene Ontology annotation, cellular component: plasma membrane. Gene Ontology annotation, molecular function: G protein-coupled serotonin receptor activity.
GCGGUGGUGACCCACGCGUAUGAUUCCGUCCAGCCUUUUACAUUUGCGCUCAUACUUCCGACUGCGCUCAGCAUACAUGGAAAACGAUUUCGCUUUGUGAAUGUCCGCCGGGAACAGCUCAUAAAUUGCACUCACAAAAAAAACAGUUCACUUCGUAACUGUGUUUUGAUACAAGUCGAAAAUGUGAUUUUUCUCAAGGGGCAUAUAGAGUCGUAAAAUGGUUUUGGGACCCAGCGUCUCCACAAGGAAAUGGGAGUUUCUGCAUUUAUGGGGACAUGAAUCUAUGUUCCGGGGGCCCGAUGCCUGUGAUGGAGGAAGUAGAUAUCAGUGGCAGUGAGAGCAACAGCAUGCCGAAGAGGAUUGCUCUCAUCUGCUUCCUUUCUCUGGUGAUGCUCAUGAGUGUCCUGGGGAACCUCCUGGUCAUGACAGCUGUCUGCAAGGACCGCCAGCUCAGGAAAAUCAAGACCAACUACUUCAUAGUAUCGCUCGCCUUUGCAGACCUGAUGGUGUCGGUGCUGGUGAUGCCGUUUGGUGCCAUAGAACUGAUUCACCAGAACUGGAUUUAUGGAGAAACCUUCUGCCUGGUCCGGACAUCUCUAGAUGUACUGUUGACAACGGCCUCCAUAUUACACCUAUGUUGCAUAGCUUUGGACAGGUACUAUGCCAUCUGCUGCCAGCCACUGGUCUACAGGAAUAAGAUGACACCACUGAGAGUGGCUCUUAUGUUAGGAGGAUGCUGGGUAAUCCCCACCUUUAUAUCCUUCCUACCCAUAAUGCUAGGAUGGAACAGUAUCGGAAUAGACCAUUUGAUAGAGGAACGGAAGUUCAGCGGUGAUGCAGCCAACUCGACGGCGUGUGUCUUCAUGGUCAACAAGCCCUACGCUCUGACGUGUUCCGUGGUGGCCUUCUACAUCCCUCUGGUUCUGAUGGUACUGGCCUACCAGCGUAUCUAUGUGACUGCACGGGCGCACGCACGACAAAUCGGCGUGCUGCAGCGGGCAGGGGGUGCUGCCGCCUCGGCAGACAGCGCCGACCACCAGCGCAACCACCGGAUGCGUACGGAGACGAAGGCGGCCAAGACUCUGUGCAUCAUCAUGGGCUGUUUCUGCCUGUGCUGGGCCCCCUUCUUCAUCACAAACGUGGUGGACCCCUUCAUAAGCUAUACAGUGCCCGACCAGCUGUGGGCAGCGUUCCUGUGGCUGGGCUACAUUAACUCCAUGCUCAAUCCCAUUCUCUAUGCCUUCUUGAACAAGUCCUUCCGCCGUGCCUUCCUCAUCAUCCUCUGCUGUGGGAGAAAGCGUUACAGCGUCAGGCGGCCAUCCAUACUAGGUCCAGGGCCCCCCUGCUCGGCCACACAGAUCAACGGCUCCACACAUGUGCUCAAGUAAUUGGGUCGUUCCACCAAUUCGAUGCCUUUUGAGAAGUGUAACUUGGAAGGUAGGCUACAAGUUCAACAAAACGGUGAGUCCUGUGUAAAAAUCUAUUGUUCUGUUCAUUCUGUGAAAUGUUUGUUUUACGAGUUCAUCAUCAAAAAGUAUUGAUGCAUCUCGGAUAUUAAAGUUAAUUGAAUGAUUACCCAAUGUCAGUUUGAAAUGAAAUGUUACAUUCUGUGUUUGUAUAAUUUCAGGUAUGCUGCCCUGCACAACGGAAACCAUCUUGAAAAGGAAAAGCAGUCGUUGCAAAAAGAGGACACGGAGUCACCGGAGUCCUGCUUCUGACAACCACAGACAGUCAGACAGGCACUACCCUGUGCAAUCUGAGACAGGGACUGGGCCAGAACCAGCCCUAGAGGGAGUCUCUCUAAGGCAGCCUCUCCCACUGAGAGACCGCCAAACCAACAACAUGUUUGGACUGAAUUCUUAGUAGCGGGAUCGAUUAUGGACUGUGGAAUACUUUAAGGUGAAUAAUGUUGCCAAAGCUAUUUGAUAUUAACUUUGUUUUAAGAUGUGUCGUUUCGUAUUUCCUUUGCUUAGAAAAGGAAGAAAAACACUCAAUCUUUCUGCUCCACUAUAGCUAGCUCUGUUAGUUAACGGAUGUUCCAGUAAUGCUUAGUGUUAUCUGUCACCAAUAUAAACAUUUCAAUAAGCUUUAUUGAUCUAAGGAGGUGCAAUUUCACACAGGCACAGAGGGCUCAUAACCCCUUCAUUUGGAAUUAAGUAUUAACUUGAAAAUGUUCUCAUUUUAUUCAACUUCAGGUCUCUUAUCUCUCGCUGUCAUUGGUGCCCUAUACUCAAUCACUAUCAGCCUAGAUCCCAUAACGUUCCUUUGAUGCUUUGCAAAAUCUUCAAAAGCCGAAAGUGACAAAGUAUUUUAGCACACCCACGGUAUGGUAUGUGAUGAAAUAAUUCAGCCCCUGAAGUGCAUUAUUAGCUACUACACUUUAUAAAUGAUCCCUUCUCUCUCAUGACUCCUCUCUCAGAUGUCGACAAAGAUGGACCAUGCAAUAAGAUGGACAUGUUUUUAAAGAUUAUGGUUGCUGAAGCAAUUUAAUCUUGGUCACAGUAUUUUGCCUCCUACUGAUGUGUGUUGUCUACUACAGUACGUGCAUACUACGUACAGUAUGUGGGUGCAUGCUUGAGAUCAUGUCCUAUACUUCAUGAAGGGCCCCUCUCAACACCACGUGUUCAGUCUAGUCCACAGCAACAUCCCAUUUCUUAUGCAUUACGAACAGUAGUCUGAAAACAUUUGCUAGAGUGUACUACAAUUUUCCGGCAUUUUGUAUUCAUGAACAAUCCAAGGUAUCCCUUGAAAUGUAUAUUUACCUGCACCUGAAAUGUGAACAUUGACUUUCUUUUCCUGUGCCAUUCCAAAGCAAACCAUUCCACUUGCUGAAUCCUUCAGUAGGCUACCAAUGAUGACUAGCUCGUUUAAAAGGCAAUCGCCACCAAAGCCAGCAUUUCAUUUUCAAUGAGUCACCAAAUAGAGGCUCAAUGGUUCAGUUAAUAACAUUCUGUCCAAAACACUGGGAAUAUUUCCUUUCAGAAAACAAUGCAAAGAAAUCAUACAUAGUCAUAUACAGCAGGAUGUAAAGAAUACCAACUGCAUUUUCCCCAUACAUUCAACUGUUAAACACACAUUCAAGUGACGUCUCCCAGCAACUUAAACAAAAUGACACUGUUGAUUGAACUUCCUGAUGAAAUGUCCAAUCUUAAAGGGGCAGUGCAGUCAAAAACAUUAUUUACCAUUUUUUUGUAUGAUAUUUCCAGACUAUCAGGUCGAAAUUACACCCUGAAAUUGUGAAAAUUAUGAAAAUGCCCUUUAAGUGUAAGCUUUUUGAAGAAAAACCAGCAGACACUAUGCCCUCCAUGGAAUGAGUUUGACACCCCUACCCUAGAGUCUAGACCAGAGUUUCCCAACCUUCUCCUCAGAUGUUUCACAUUUGAGUUUUAACCCUAAACUACCACAUCUGAUUCAAUUAGGCAAAGGCGUGAGGAUUAGUUGACUAAUUGAAUCAGGUGUGCCAGAGUUAAAACAAAAAUGUGAGAGGGUUGGGAAACCCUGGUCUAGAUGAUCCAAUCAGAUGUGUCAGUACAUCCACACGAUCAGUCUGAGCAUUUCAAUGGCAAAAGAAGGCUCAGGGAAAUAAAUGAUAGACAAAUAUAUUUUGAUUUACAACCAUGAAAUAAACACUCAGUGAUUUAUUAGACACUGAGUGAUGAUUUAAAAACAUCAAAUGAAAAAGACUGCAUGAGGCUUUAAUAGAAAGCCCAGCAGAGGAUACUGUUUUUAUAAUGUACAUGUUGAUACAUAAAUAUCAGAAUGACCAUUUAAGUUGUCUCUGAGUGGGGUGUUUGGGGCAAGGUUGAGUGUGUUACGCAGUGUCCAGUAGCAUUAAGCCAUAAGUUAUUACAUCCAUCCUGUCUUCCUCCUUACAAAAUGUCAGUCACUCCCUCCUUCCUCCUGUCCUUGGACUCCAUCUUUCCCAUUAAGAUUUUUGAAGUGGAUUUAACAAGUGACAUCAAUAAGGGAUCAUCGCUUUCACCUGGAUUCACCUGGUCAGUCUGUCAUGGAAAGAGCAGGUGUCAAUAAUGUUUUGUACACCCAGUGUAGGCAGAGCCUUUACAGUGCUACACUCUUCUGGAACAGAUUUUAAACCAAUGUUUGUUUUUUUCAUGCUCCUCAAAAAAAGCUAUUUAUCUCAGACUGUGACCUCUUCAUAAUUGAAGCACUAGCACUUUAGUAAUAUAUAGAUAAUGAUGUAAAAAAAAGUAUUUUCAUCAGUUGAUCGUCCACGACCAAUUUUAUAAACAAAGGUAUUUUGAUCACUUAAAUUAUUUACUUUCCUUUUCAUUCAUCCUGAAGAUUUUAUUUUGUAUUGUAUUUUUGAUGAUACAUUCAGAAAAGUCUGUAGUGCAUUAUUUUGGAUACAAAGGUAAAUGCCACAUGUACAAUCCAUGAAGACCCAUUCUAAUUAUAUAAUAAUCAAAAUAGUCUCAAAUCGUUCCCUUUGUGAGUGGGACUUUACUUGCUUACAGUGCAAACAAUGCAACAUAAUGUUUGUCCAUGAACAAUCGUAAAAUUGAAUUUGUAUAUCUUUGUUUGUGUUUCCUUUUUCAGGAAUUUAAUUCAGCCAAUUAAGAAGAUGAUAUAUGCAUUGUACUUCCAGCAUAAUUAAGGCUUAUAUUUCUGGGAUUUUAAAGUGUACAUAGAUGAAUAUUCUUCAGCAAAAAAAGUGGGAUAUGAGUCUGUCUCUUCAGUGAGCUUGAACAAAGCAAUUAUAAUGUCUUUAUAUUCUUCAUUCCAGUAGCUCUGCUGGCCUAUCCUUCCAGCACAGUAUAAUGAUAAAGCCUGAACAUGUAAGCCACCAUAUACUACAGUACACAUGUGUAUGCAUAGUCACAUACAGCUGUUUUUUUUAUGUUCAUAAACCUUGUACAUAACAACA